Messenger RNA from Vombatus ursinus (common wombat), 3471 nucleotides. RefSeq names its product solute carrier family 18 member B1 (gene SLC18B1). The transcript is spliced from 16 exons. The coding region runs from base 574 to 1944 and encodes 456 amino acids. Gene Ontology annotation, biological process: transmembrane transport. The record is from RefSeq and is a predicted model, not a curated record. Gene Ontology annotation, molecular function: transmembrane transporter activity. NCBI's taxonomy places the organism in Eukaryota, Metazoa, Chordata, Mammalia, Diprotodontia, Vombatidae.
GGAGUCCGGGAGAAGAUGUGCGUGGGCGUCUUGAUCUGCACGUGGGUUGUCAUCACGACUAAUCCUGAGUAUUUAGUGCGCGUCCCCCUGAGAUACUAGGGGAAUACAGGAACCUGAGAAGAGGCUCCAAGGCACAAGAGGAGAAAGUUUCUUCAUCUGUAAAAUUAGGAGCAUUUAGCAGGUUAUUUGAAGUCCCUUCAAGCUGUUAUAGAAGUGUGAUUUUAAAGGUUUGAACGGGAUUAGAUUAUAUGUCAGUGCUAACCAAACACCAGUAGUACCGUGUGGAUUACAGUCUGAGUUGCCCCUCUCUCUUUGGCAAUUACGGUAGUGACCUGUGCCUUUAAAAAAAAAAAAAGGAAAGAAAAAAAAAAGCUACCCCACCAUCUUCCCCAGGAAACCUUCCACUCUUGAGUGUGAGGCUGAGAACCUCCUUCGCUGAGCUGCGAAGGAUGCUAGGGCACAGAUAAAGGGCCCAGAGAAGCUGGUGCUUACCGUGUGAAGGCAGAGUCCCGGACGCCGCAGUCACGAUUCCAUCCCAAGAAGUCGCGUGGUUCCCGGCUCCGCAGCCUCAGGAUGGACAAACCUCAUCCGCCCGAGAGCAACUUAACCUCAGAUGAUGGCCAGCCAGAGGUUGUCAGAAAAGAAUCUAUACAUCUUUCAAGAGAACAGGUUUCUACACUAAUAUCUGCUGCUUCUGUUAAUUUGGGAUCAAUGAUGUGCUAUUCAAUAUUGGGACCAUUUUUCCCUAAUGAGGCUGAAAAAAAAGAUGUCAGCAAUACAGUUAUUGGAAUGAUCUUUGGAUGUUAUGCUGUGUUCAACUUGCUGUCAUCCUUGUUAUUUGGGAAAUAUCUUGUAUUCAUUGGAGCAAAGUUCAUGUUUGUGGCAGGAAUGUUUGUCUCAGGAGGAACUACAAUUCUCUUUGGUAUGUUGGACCGAGCUCCUGAUGGACCAGUAUUUAUUACUAUGUGUUUUCUAGUGAGAACGGUGGAUGCAAUGAGCUUUGCUGCAUCAAUAACUGCUUCAUCUUCUAUUGUUGCAAAAGCUUUUCCAAAUAACGUAGCUACAGUGAUGGGAAGCCUUGAAAUCUUUUCUGGGCUGGGCCUAGUUUUGGGACCUCCUCUCGGUGGUUUUUUAUACCAAACCUUUGGCUAUGAAGUACCCUUUGUUUUUCUUGGAUGCUUAGUUCUACUGAUGGUGCCACUCAACAUGUAUAUUUUACCUAAUUAUGUAGAUUCUGCUCCUAGUCAACACUCAUUCUGGAAACUGGUUACUCUACCCAAGGUUGGACUGCUAUCACUUGUCAUCAUUUCAUUAAGUGGAAGCUUUGGCUUCUUGGAUCCUACACUGUCUCUCUUUGUAUUGAAUAAAUUUAAUUUGUCAGCAGGAUAUGUGGGGCUCGUAUUUCUGGGGCUGGCAUUAUCAUAUGCUAUCUCUUCACCCCUCUUUGGACUACUAAGCGAUAAAAUUCCAUACCUAAGGAAAUGGCUCCUGGUUUCUGGAAACAUAAUAACAGCAGUAUGCUAUAUGCUUUUAGGACCUGUUCCCAUUUUGCAUAUUGAAAGUCAGCUCUGGCUGUUAGUCCUAGUACAGGUUGUGAAUGGCAUCUCUGCUGGAAUGAGUAUAAUACCAACUUUCCCAGAGGUACUCAGUUGUGCAUAUGAAAACGGAUUUGAAGAAGGAUUAAGCACAUUGGGACUUGUGUCUGGGCUUUUUGGUGCAAUGUGGUCACUUGGAGCAUUCAUAGGACCAACACUAGGUGGAUUUUUGUAUGAAAAAAUUGGUUUUGAGUGGGCUGCAGCUGUACAAGGACUCUGGGCUCUAAUCUCUGGACUGUUAAUGGGACUAUAUUACAUUGUGGAGCACUGGCGAAGAAAGAGGUGUGAACUCCAAAAUACCCUCCACACGGAAGAAGAAAGAACAUCUCUGUUGCCCCAUGGGAUAUAGCCUUAUAUACCCUGGAUUGAUAGAAUACUUGAAGCUAUAUUUUCUUUACUUUUAGAAAUCAGAAAUAUUAUUUUCAGAAAGAAGAGCCCACAAACAGAACACAGGGCCCUAAAACCAGCCUUCUGAACGAGUUGACACUACCUUUUGAAUGAUCCAGAGUUAGGUGGUCAAGUGCCCUGAAAAGUUGGCCAACUUCAAUACAUUUGAUGUGCAUUGUGCAGGGCAAAUGGAAAAUUCUGUGAAUUUGUUUUUAUGUGUAUGUCAAAGCUCCUUGCUUUUUGGGCUGGGUGGCUGAAUGAAUUCAAGUUUCUUACAACUUGAGUGUAUGUUUUACCAAGUGCAGUCAUUCUGUAAAUGCACCUUUUUAUAGGGGGGCUGGGGAGAGAGACUGACUUAACUUUUCUCUGAGUAACUGAUGACCUCAGUGAACUUAUACAAUGACUCAACCUCAGUGACUUAAUAAUGACUCAAAAUAUUUGAAAGAAUGAAUUUGAAAUUAAGUGAAAGAUCUUCUUUCAUAGUGUUUAACUCAUUUGUCUAUCUGGUUCAGAAAGGAAAAUUCCUUCUUACUGUGGUUGAAAUAUAAAGGGUCCCUUCUUUCUUUAAAAAGAAAAAGAAAGGAAAGGAAAAGAAUAAUCUGUUGUACUUUCGAAUGGCACAUGAACAACAUUGCUUAAGUUUGUCUUUUUAUAACAUAUAAAUCUGGACUUACGUAAUAAGAUUUAUCCCAGUUCGGCAACCUCAGGCUCAGUUUCCUCAUCUAUAAAAUAGAGAGAUCAUUUACCUCAGAGGUUUUCUAUUAAAACAAUAGACUUGAAAACUCCUGUUAUUUAAAUUAGAAGCCCUAGACCGACAUUCAGGUUCAGUACUUCCUGUUUGCAGACAGAGGACACCGCUGCCCUAGAUCCAGCUUGGGAUCAUCUUGGACUCCUUUUACUUACCCACCCCUCUCCCCCACCCCCCAUAUCCAACCCAUUGCCAAAUCUUGCCAGUUCUACCUUCACGACAUCUUUUCUAGACAUCACCUUUUCUCCACAAACAAAUAACCACCAUCCUUGUUCAGGUUUUCAUCACCUCCUGCCUAGAUGUUUGCAAUGGCCUUCAGAUUGGUUCCCCUUCCUCCUGUCUCUCCUUUCUCCAAACCAUCUUUUAUUCAGCUGUCAGAGUGAUUUUCCUAAAGCUUAGUUCUGUGUGGGUCACCUCCCUGCUCAGCAAAUGUCAGUGGCUCACUAUUCUCUCUAGGAUCAAAUAUAAAAUACUCUAUUUGGUAUUUAAAGCCUCUUCACAACCUGGUCACUUCUUACUUUUCUGGUUUUAUUAUACCUUACUGCCCUCUAUGCAUGCUGCAGUCCAGUUAUGAUAAUUUAUUUGCUAUUCCUUGUGUCUUUGCACUGGCUGUUCCUUGUGAUUGCAAUGUUCUCCCUCAUCUUCCCUUAAUUUCCCUGUUUUUCCCUGAAGUUGUUGUUGCUGUUCAGUGUCCAACUCUUCAUGAGCCCAUGGACCAUAGCAUGCCAAUAUUGUCCAUAG